UUUUCUUCCAUACUCGUAGGAGCAGUCGACGACUCCUCCCCCUUUCUUCGGAGCUGGAUCGCAGCUGACCAGCUAUAAAACCCGGAGACGAUUGGCUUCAUAUCCAAGCAGUUUUCAUCAGACAACAAGCCGACGACACAAUGAGAACCUUCGUGAUUUUAGCUUUGGCCGUCUGUGCCGUGUCUGCUCUACCUCAAGGUGGCAGGGUAGUCGAAGAAGUUGUGGAGGUCGAAGCAAAGACCACGACCACCCCUGUACCCAUCAUCAAGCAGAUCAACAAGGUGAACGACGAUGGCUCCUACACGUUCGGUUACGAGGCUGGCGAUGGCUCUUUCCGUAUCGAAAAGAAAGAACUCAACGGUCACGUCAAAGGAAAGUACGGCUACAUCGACGAGACUGGAACUCUCCAAGUCCUCGAAUACGAGACUGGCAAAUCUGCUGCCAACAAGACCCUCGGCUUCCAGACGUCCGGAGGUCUGAACCCGUUCCCGAUCGUCGUCGGAGAAAGUUCUCCACAGCAGAAAAUCAAAGACAGGGAAUACUCUAGCGUUGAUGAGAACGAGGACGGUAUUCCCGAUGACCAAGAAGGCCGCGCCCGUCGGCCAGUGCCUGCUGCCCAGCAGCCUUUCUUCAUCCCAAGUGAAGUCAGCGCAUCGGCCGCUGCCUCCACCCGCGUCGUGAGGAAAUCGCCUCCCGUCAUGCACUACGCUUAGAACAGCAAGCAAAAAUAAAACAAGAAUCAAAUCGUGUUGGACUUGGUGAUGUCCACCAUAGUCCUUCAACAUCCUGUAACCAUAUUUGCCCCUUUCCCUGCGCCAACAGUUUGACUUUACCCCUUUUCAUUUUUCUUCUGAAUAAAAAGGAUCUAUGUCGUUA
Messenger RNA from Daphnia magna, 876 nucleotides. RefSeq lists its product as uncharacterized. NCBI's taxonomy places the organism in Eukaryota, Metazoa, Arthropoda, Branchiopoda, Diplostraca, Daphniidae. The coding region runs from base 141 to 713 and encodes 190 amino acids. The transcript has 4 exons. Gene Ontology annotation, molecular function: structural constituent of chitin-based larval cuticle. The record is from RefSeq and is a predicted model, not a curated record. Gene Ontology annotation, cellular component: chitin-based extracellular matrix.